CGCCCGGAGGAGAGUCGGACACACUGGCCAUUCUUGACGAGGACGCUUGCGUUGAGUGUAUAGAAGCCAAUCGUGACGUCAUCGUUGGUGUCAAAGUCAGAUUACAGUCUUCGGUGUGUGAUAAGGGACGAUUAGAAGAAGAAGCAUAUAGAAGGGCGUUAUCGGCAGCCAAACGUUGCGGGCUACCAUUGAUGGUGCAUCAUUGUGACUCAACAGUACCCACACAAACAACAUCUCCCGGCAAACUAGGCUGUCCUAAGGACCUCCAGGCUGGCGACAUUUACACACAUACAUACCACGGAUAUGAAAGCACCAUCUUGGAUUCUAAGACUAAAACAAUUCAUAGUGACGUCAUAGAUGCUAGGUCACGUGGUGUAUUAUUUGACUGCGGGCAUGGUGCGGGUGCCUUCAACUGGACUGUGGCUGAAAUGGCUACAAAACAGAAUUUCUGGCCAGAUCUUUUGGGCAGUGAUCUUCACACUCAGAACCAAGAAGGACCUGCAUACGACCUUCCCAUGAUAAUGACAAAGUUUCUUUACCUUGGUAUGCCACUGAACGAAAUCAUAAAAAGUGUGACGUCAUCACCUGCGCGCGCAUACAGGCUAAAAUGCAUUGGAUCAUUAUCGAAAGGAAACGACGCAGACGUUUCUAUUUUAAGAAUUGAUGACUGUGACGUCAGUAUUGAAGAUUGUAUCGGACAAAUGAGACACGUUAAGAAGCGAAUAGUCCCUGUUGCCGUAUGGCGUGGGGGUAAGGAACACCCUGUUGUCAUAGCAGGAUUUGGUUCGAAACCAGUUACUACACAAAUCAGUCUAGGGAACUUAGAGAGGGCAUUGAUUAAAGAUUAAGAAAUACAUGUAGCUCGUCGGACAACAGGAAAUGUUAUCAACCCAACUUGAUUUUUUUUGUAUUUACUCAUGAUUUUUUAUGAAGUACUUAUUUCAUUCUCCGUAUUUUCACUGUAAGCACUUUCUUCACUGCAGUAAAACAUAUCUUCCGCAGUAAGCCUGCAAAAAAUAAAUUAAUAAACGAAAAAUAAAAAGAUAAGAAAAAAAUAAAAAAAAGUAAAUAAAUUGAAAUAAAGAAAAAUACAAUGAACAGAAAUCCAAGGUUUCUAUUCUAUCAAUACGGGAUUUAUUUUCAAUAUUUUCAAGUGGUAUAAGAUAUGUUAAUUUUCAUAUUAAAGAAAAACGAAAAAAAAAAAAAAACAAUUUGGAAUACCCUCUAAGUAGUAAUGUCUUUUUCAAUUUUUAAUUUUAUGAUGUUAAAAGUUUUUAUUCCAUGAAAUUGUUUAAUUUUAAAUCAAUAAAUAUAAAGUAAAACAAA
Ruditapes philippinarum (Manila clam) is the source of this 1326-nucleotide messenger RNA. RefSeq names its product deacetylase EF_0837-like. Gene Ontology annotation, molecular function: deacetylase activity; hydrolase activity, acting on carbon-nitrogen (but not peptide) bonds. NCBI's taxonomy places the organism in Eukaryota, Metazoa, Mollusca, Bivalvia, Venerida, Veneridae. The record is from RefSeq and is a predicted model, not a curated record.